UUCUUCUGUUCUGUGAUGAGGCUUUGGUUAGGGUUUCAGUUUGAUUCGAUUUGAAGAUGGUGAAGUUUCGUUUCUGAUUUCAUUAGUUGUUGUGAUUCUUUAAGCUGACUUACUUACAUAGGGUUCGAAGCUCCUGAAACUCGACCGUUUUGUAGCGCAGAGAGAAAUGUCGAGGCCACAGGUCACGAUAACCCUGGGGCGUAGUGGUCAGGUUGUAAAGAGGCCGGGACAGGGAUUGGAUAGUGGUCGUUCUGAUCAAGUUCGACCUUCCGGGGGUAAGCGAUCGAUAAGGGAGAGACUGGGUAGUAAUGUGGAGAAUCCAUCGCUAUAUGGGAACCAAUCCAAAAGUAAACGACAAAGGAGAGAGAGUAAAAAGUGGAGUCCGAGUGAUCAUGAUAUGGAUGAUGGUCGAAUCGGCAGAGAUGACUUGCGAUUUAAGCUGAUGCGGAAGAACAUGUCUAGGGGCAGUAGGAGUGAGAACGAAGGACAUAACAUGGAUCUCCGUCAAAAGCUGUCUAGAACAGAACAGUCAGCAAUGGCGGCUACUCAUUCAUAUCAACGUAUGCCUGACCCAAAGGCCAACGGCCUUGUGAGGCGUAUUCCCCCGACAAGGAGUGCAGAUGAUUUGCUCCGUAUGGACUCAUUGAGAAAAUCCUACUCAUCAUGGACUUUGGAUGGAUUGAGACGGAGAUCCCCUGAAAGAAUUUUAGGGACUUCUAGGGGUCUCUCUCCUCCACGGAGCAUGGGUGAUAUCCGGCAGGGGCCAUCAAUGAGACCUGUGGAUGCCUCUAGACCACUUUAUAUGGGCAAAGAUAUUCUCAAUACUUCCAGAUCUACAGGUCCUAUACAUUAUAUGACAAAACCUAGCGUAGCUCUUGAUCCUGCAAAACCUGUUGCACGACUCCCUCCUCCAAGUGGCAUCAUGCAGAAGGCUUCGUAUACGGGCGAGGAACCACAUACUGUCGGCAGCCUUUUGCAUUCACUGGGUCUGGGGAAAUAUGCUAUCCUCUUUCAGGCUGAGGAAGUAGACAUGACUGCAUUGAGGCAGAUGGGGGACAAUGACCUCAAAGAGCUGGGAAUACCCAUGGGUCCAAGAAAGAAGAUUCUUCUUGCUGUCAUGCCACCUUCCAAACGACAGCCUUGACUAGUAAAACUUCAAUUGCAACACAUACAAAGCCACAUUCUUUCUAUGAUUGGUGACCAUAGCAAGAGCCUUUCAUAUCAGCAGAUUACUCAACAUUGACUUUUCUUUUGAAUAUUGGUGGAAGUACCAAUGAGUCGACUGAGGGACAGAGCAUUGAAUCCUUCCAUCUCCGGUGGAGCUUAAAGAGCUAAAUAGUGUUGAAUCCCUGUUGAUAGAUCUGAAGCAAAUUAUGUGUAGAUGUACAAUGAGCAAAUGUUAUUGUACCUUGUUGCACCAAGUUUUUCCCCCUUUUCCUUUAAAAUCUAGGAUGAAAAAAUUAGAUUCGUUAAUUGAUUUUUGGGGACGACAGUGGAAUUUGUAGCUUUAUCAAAGAUGUGUAGAUAUGGUUUCCUCGUUUGUUUUAUCAUCGAGAGCAAGUCUUCUCC
Molecule: messenger RNA, 1569 nt
Organism: Telopea speciosissima
Lineage: Eukaryota; Viridiplantae; Streptophyta; Magnoliopsida; Proteales; Proteaceae
Exons: 7
Coding region: 167-1144 (325 amino acids)
Molecular function (GO): protein binding
Source: RefSeq, a predicted model, not a curated record